Molecule: messenger RNA, 784 nt
Organism: Paramecium sonneborni
Lineage: Eukaryota; Ciliophora; Oligohymenophorea; Peniculida; Parameciidae
Source: the annotation of a GenBank genome assembly
AUGCCCUUAGGAUCAAUUUCCUUUAUUCAAAUACUAUUUUUAUAACCCACAAUUCUUUAUCAAACUUGCAAUGACUAAAAUAGAAAUGAGUGUGAGAAUCAUGGUUGGUCUCUCCCUGGAGAAGUUUUUGAUUGCUCUGGAAAUUUAAUAAUAGGCAAUUUCGGAGGAACAAAGAUUGUCGAGAAAACAUUUGAUCUUCCACCUCAUAAAUUUAUAAAGUUUUCAGUGACAAUUUAUAAAUUGGAUUCUUGGGAUAUGGAGUCUUUUGAAAUAUCAGUUAAUAACGAAUUAGUUUAUACAAUAAGUUAGGGCAAUUCAGAUGGCUCAAGAAAUUUGUGUAAACAUCCAUCUUAUAUUGACAAUACUAUAUAUUAUGAAAAAAUAAUGACUUUUCCAAAUGAUGUGUUUGAAUUAGUAAUAAAGUUUUAAUCUCAUUUAGAUUAAGAUGUCGAUGAUGGUAUAUAUUUAUAUUAGAAUUAGAAUCAUGGGGUUUUAGAGAUUUUCGGUUACAAAUAUUUACUCCUUGUGUUAACUUCUAUACUGAAUGUAAUUACUAGGGAGAAAUGAUUUAAAUUUGUUAAGGAGAUUAGACUAUAUAUUAAUAAAAGAUUCCAUUUGAAAUAAGAUCAUUCAGAACGAACAGUAAAACAAUUGUAAAGAUAAGGGGAUCUCAGUUUUCUAGUGGAAAUACACAAUAAUACACAUCCAGUUAACCAUGUCUUGAUUCUUUCAAAGUAAUAUUAUCAAAUUUAUUUAGUUUCCUAAAGUAGAGUAUGUAUAAUGA